This is a messenger RNA of Aegilops tauschii subsp. strangulata, 276 nucleotides long. Lineage: Eukaryota; Viridiplantae; Streptophyta; Magnoliopsida; Poales; Poaceae. The record is from RefSeq and is a predicted model, not a curated record.
AUGCCGCAGCCGGACGCCGAGGGGAGUCUGCGCCGGACUCCACCCCGCGGUGCCCCCUCCUCCAAGCCGCGCCCCCGGCCCCUUUAUAAUGCGCCGCCCCGCCGCCGCCUCCACCCCGUCCCACCAGCGCCGCAGCCGCCGCCUGCCGCCGCCCGCUCGCGCCGCAGCCCGCUAGCGCCGCGCCGCCGCCCCCGACGCCGCCCCGCCUCGCCGUUGCCCGCCGCCGCUGGAGAUCUCGCCGCCGCCGACCGCCGUUUUUUUUUGUUGAACCGGUAA